AUGACAGCGAGCUACGCAGACCUCUUGCAUGGACUCCGCAACGACUGGAAGCUAUCUUCAAGCGUACGAGGCGGAAGGGGGGGGGGAGGUUGGAACUCACCACAGGAACCUCUUCCGCUUGAGUCUAGAUCGGUGAUUUCAGAUAAAUUCAUGCCCUGUGUUAUCGGCAUCGGGGACCCGCGAAUUCCUCGAAGUCACAUCUCCUCUUCGACCGAAGUGUCGCCGGUGCUGGAGAAUGAAGGGGGCACGUCCACAACGCAAGAGACGUCCGGAGAGACACCCCACGAACAGCCCAGUCCAGAUGGAUCCUGCCCAACCAAAGAAGAAAAUUCUGAAGAUGUCGAUAACAAUGAUACCUCGUUCCCCGAGGAGGAACUUGGUAAACUCGAAGGAAUGAUCAACAGGUCCCGCUGGGUUGUUCCGGUCUUACCAAACGGCGAGUUGGAGGUGUUGUUGAAAGCGACACUGAGACUCGCCAAACGGGGUCUGGACGAAGAAAACGAAAUGUGCAAAAGAUUCAUCCGGGACGGACUCAUCACGUCGUUCACGAAAAUUCUCACCGACGAGGCCGUGUCGGGCUGGAAAUUCGAAAUCCACAAAUGUAUCUACCACAACUGCGAGCUGCUCAUUGAACUGUGCGUUGUGAAGCUCGAGCAGAACUGCCAGCCGCUGAUGGACAUGCUAGCGCUCGUGUUCAAUCCCGAAAACAAGUUCCACCAGUACAACGCGUCCCGUGUCAUGGAUUCGCAGGAGAUGCCCUACGCGAAGAGCAACGACAGUCGUUCCCCCAAAGGCUGGCUAGUCAAUCUCAUCAACAAAUUCGGCCACCUGGGCGGCUUCGAGAUCCUUCUGAAGAAAUUCAAAGAUAUGAGUCCCGAGCGGACCGCGCCACUCAAUGUGAUCGUUUCGUUGAUCAAACCCUUCGGUCUCAGCUGCCUGCUGCUGACCGAGCGUACGCUCACCCGAUAUCUCAUGCCAAUCGUGGUCAAGGUGCCUUCGUAUAUUUGGAACUUGUCAGACGAACAGUUGAAGAAAGACACGAAAAACGAUUGUUUGAGUCUGCUUGUAAAAUGGCUCCGAUGCAUCGCGCUCUGUACAGCCCAUACGUACGUUGUUGCCGAUCUCGAGAAAUUCCGUCUCGAGAUGCUCCAUCGCUUACUGCUGAUUUCGUCGUUUAACGGAAAAAUGAACGCUCUCAACGAAGUGAACAAGACGAUCACGAACGCGAUGUCGGGCAGGCAGAGCGGACACGCGCUCCGAUGCCCCGACGGCUCCGAGUCGGAUUAUCUCACGAGUCGCGACAUCAUCCAGUGGAUCAAAAGUGCCAACAUACUCUCGAUCGUACUCAGGGAUUCGUUGCAUCAGCCGCAGUACGUGGAAAAACUGGAGAAAAUCCUCCGAUUCAUGAUCAAAGAGAAAGCGCUCCAGUCCGACGACCUCGACGCCAUAUGGCAAUCGCAAAGUGGAGCCACGCGGCACGAGGCCAUAGUCAAGAACAUCCACGAUCUUCUAGCCAAGCUGGCGUGGGAUUUCUCGCCCGAUCAGCUCGAAUACGUGUUCGAGUCGUGUUUCAAGAAAAGUUGGGCGACGGCGUCGACGAAAAAAGAACGCGAACGCCUCAUCGAACUGAUCCGUCGGCUGGCCGAGGACGACAAGGACGGAAUGAUGGCUCACAAGGUUCUACAAUUGCUGUGGGGGCUCGCUCACAACCAGGAGGUUCCGAACGAGAUCGUCGAUCUCGCUCUGGCGGCCCACUUGAAAAUUCUCGACUACAGUUGCUGUCAGGAUCGAUCGGCACAAAAGCAGCACUGGCUCGAGGAGUGCGUGAAAGAAUUGAAAAUCAACGACAAGUUCGUCAUACCGGCUCUUAAACAUAUCCGUGACAUUUGUAUGUUAUACCAGGAGAAUCAGCAAACGCAACACGGCUUGGCUAGGGGCGGGAAUCAGGGUCCUGCAAGAAGUGACAUAAUAUCAACAUUGCAAAACAAACACACCUUGGUCGUACUGGUGACGACGAAUCUGGUCGAGUACGUCGAGGAAUCCAAACAGAUCGUGAACGCGCAUCCGGACCCGAGCCUAGCUCGCGAAGGACACCGCUAUUCGCACAACGUCAACGUGCACGAGAGGCUGCGAUUCCUUCGCUUUCUAUUGAAGGACGGUCAGCUGUGGCUGUGUGCCCCCCAGGCCACUCAGAUUUGGAAGUGCCUUGCCGAAAACGGAGCUUACCCGUCCGAUCGAGAGGCUUGUUUCAAUUGGUUCGCCAAGCUGAUGGGCGACGAGCCCGACCUAGACCCCGACAUCAACAAACAGUUCUUCGAGAACAACAUCCUCAAAUUUGACCCGGCACAAUUGACAGACAGCGGCAUUCAUUGUUUCGAGCGAUUUUUCAAGAUGGUCAAUGUCAAGGACGGCAACCUGAUAACCAUGAAAACUAUGACCUCAUCGACACAUGCGGGUGUUGUCUACGUCGACAACGUGGAGCUCGUCGGUUUAGAUUAUCUUUGGAAAGUCGUUCUGUUAUCGUCGGACGACGUCAGUGCAAAAGCGGCGGAAAUUCUCCGGACAACGGCCACGAACCUCGGCCCGAAACUGCAGGAAUCGCGAAUGGACUUCCAUGAGGAUUUUGUGAGCACGUGUUUCGAGAGAAUUCGGAUAGCGUACGAUACGUGGAAAUGUUUACAGGCGCCAGAGAAGGCAACGGAACUCAGAAAAAUGCGCCGGGUCCUACGACUGCUCACGCAAUACGUUCAGCAGUGUGACAACAACGGCAACGAUCGUAUGUACCUCCCGCUGUGUCGGGCACUACGAGGCAAAGAGAUGUGGGUCACAGUACAAUUUUUCACCGGUGCUAGUUUGAAUGGAAACAUCACCGACGAGCUAGUGAUGUGCUCCCACUCGAACGAGAGUCUCUUCACGUUCAAGCGGCGUCUCGAGCAGAAGGCCGACCGAGGGAAGCUCGAGCUCUUCCACAACAAUAACGAGUUCUUCGUUUCAAAGAAAGUUUUCCAAUGCAUGGGUGAGAUGUUCCACUCGACCAAGGUCUCGAUCAAGGCCCGAACGGUGGGAGAAUCGUCGACGUCCCUGGCCUUGGGCUCAUCGGCGACGGGGCCCGCGGCCGCUCAGGGGGGAGCCCACCAGUCGUCUCCGGCGUCGACGUCGUCGAGCGAGAGCGAAUCCCCCUCGCCCCCGCAAAUGUCGCACACAACUCAGCUGCUGAUGGAGAACCAUCUGCCCGGGGUUCUGAUCGCGCGCAAGGAAAGCCGCGUGAAGUUCAGUCUUACUCUCUGUGAUAUUCCCGAACUGCACGACGUCACCUGGGCACUUCUUCAACAGAUACCUGCGAGCAGUGAUGUUAUACUUCAAGUCCAGCACUUGGCCGCGGGUCGGCCGGGCGAACUCGCGUCGCACUUCACCGCUCUCGGCUCGAUAUCGGAAACCCAAUACUACCUCGAAACACUCUAUUCUCUCCUUCUCCCCGCGAACAAUCCGCUCUCCCCCGAAACGCUGCAGUUUCAAUGCAACUGCAUCAAGUCGGGCAUCCUGCACGCUCUCGUCGACCGUCUCGUUGACACGAGCGAGUUGCCGCAAAGCGUGCACAUGGUGCUAUUGAAGCUCUAUCGUUUCCUGCUCUCGAUCCUCAUCCGACGGAAGCAGCCCGAAAACGUCGAAGCUCACGAGGAUUCGGUGGUCGCCUCGAUCGCGAGCAAGAUCGUCGCCGAACUCAACCAGCAGAACUAUCGAAUCCCCGAGCUGCAAGCGAACCUCGUCGAGUCGAUCAUGUGGCUCCUGGUGCAGUCGUCGUGGGAAAUUACCGAAAGCGACGAUCUCACAGCCGAAGACGUUCAGAUCUGCCAGGAGUCGCUGUACACGCUGACAGCGAGCUUGCAGCUGCUCGACAACGAGCACAGCUGCAGCAGCGUCCUCCAGAACACCGAGUACGUGUUCUACCUGCUGCUGAAGUGUCCCCACUCCGAGGUGCGGCAGGCGGCCGAGGACGCGCUCUACAAAAUUGGAACACAAUUCAAUCCAUUGGGUUUCAUCAAGGCGCUCUACGCGCAGGUUCACGACGACGUCGUCGUGUUCCACCUCUUCAGCGGUGGAUACUUCUCUCUGAUUGGUCGGCUCUUCCGGACGCUGAAGAGCUUCGAGGAAGCGAAGACCUUCUUCGAUCAGGAGCUCUCGUGGCUCCGCGGCAUCAAGACGGGCGAACGGUCGCCGAGUUUAAUUCAAGGCCAUCUUAUAAUCGCGAUCAGUGUUUGCCGUCUGCUGUCGGUCGAGGAAAAGUCGCAGUACAAGUGUUUCGUUCGUGAGCUCCUCGAGGACUUCGUGUUUCCUGCGUCGAAAAUUUUCGUCACUCUCAGAAAUCCGGAUCUUCUCAAAUCGUCAGAGACCAACGACGCCCAACAACAGCAGUCUCACGCCGAAUCGACGGUGAAAAUCAACCAGAAUCUGUUGCCGCCUUCGUUAAACUGCGAAAUGGCAGCCACGAGCUCAGUUUGCACCACCGAAACUCUGACGAAUUUCGCUCUCGAUCUCGUUGUCGAACUCUGCAACAAAUCGAACGUGAAUCUGGAAGAAGCCAAUCGGAUACUGCAUUGCAUGUUCUACUCGGAUACCAACGCUCGAUUAACCGAAUGGGAGUUCCUGCCGGCCGUGGGCCCUCGACCGAUGAACGGAUUCGUCGGUCUCAAGAACGCCGGGGCCACCUGUUAUAUGAAUUCGGUCCUUCAACAACUGUACAUGAUCAAACCGAUAAGACGCGGUCUGCUGGCCCUGAACGACGUCAUAAAGGAAUCCGAUCUCGUCAACGGAGACGGGGAUCACGACUACAAUGUCGGCGUACUCAAACAAAUCAUGAUCAUAUUCGGCUUCCUGGAGAAGAGCCGCCAGCAAUUCUACAUCCCCCAAGGCUUCUGGAGCCAUUUCCGGCUCUGGGGCGAGCCGGUCAACGUUCGAGAACAACACGACGCUCUGGAAUUCUUCAAUUGCCUCGUUGACUCGAUCGACGAGGCACUGAAAUCGCUGAACAAACCCACGAUUCUCAAUCAGGUUCUCGGUGGAACGUUCGCCGAUCAGAAAAUCUGCAAGGGCUGUCCGCAUCGUUAUAGUCGCGAGGAAAGCUUCACCACACUGAACAUCGACAUCCGGAACCAUUCGAAUCUCUUGGACUCGUUGGAACAGUACGUCAAAGGUGAUCUCCUAGAAGGCCCGAACGCUUACCACUGCGAGCAGUGCAGCAAAAAAGUGGACACGGUCAAAAGACUCUGCAUCAAAUCGCUUCCACCCAUCCUGGCUAUUCAGUUGAAGCGCUUCGAUUACGAUUGGGACAGAGAAUGCGCUAUAAAAUUCAACGAUUAUUUCGAAUUCCCCCGCGAGCUCGACAUGGAACCCUACACCGUACAAGGAUUGGCACGCCGCGAAGGUGAAGCUAUCGAUUCCGAAAGAAUCGAGUACAGUGAGGCGGGUACCGCGUACGAACUUUCCGGAAUCGUGGUUCACAGCGGGCAGGCCAGCGGGGGCCAUUACUAUUCCUAUAUCAAAACCGACGGCAAGUGGUACAAAUUCGACGACGGUGAAGUAUGCGAGAGCCGGAUGGAGACCCACGAGGAAAUGAAGGAUCAGUGUUUCGGCGGUGACUACAUGAGCGAGAUGUUCGAUCAUAUUUCUAAGAGAAUGUCGUGCCGUCGACAGAAACGCUGGUGGAACGCUUACAUUCUGUUCUACGAACGAGUCGAACUCGCCGAUAAGGUGAACAGCCAACUGAACGUGUCUGAAAUCAAACUUCCGCCGGCCAUCGAGAUGAUCGUGUGGCAGCAGAAUCUCCAGUACACGCAUAUCCACGUGCAGUUCACGCCGGAAUUCUUCCGGUUCGUGAAAAGCCUCGUCGCCAUAAAUGCGCCCAGAAUGGAUAGCAGCGGUAAUAUCGCUCCGACCGAUACGGCUGGUGAGCCGGAUGAAACGCAUUCGGUAGCCGAAAGCGAUUCGACGGACAAGCCCCCGAAUCCGAACUAUCCGGACCUGGCCUUGUUGAGUAUGCAGUUGGCGAGAAAGUUCCUCUUCAGUACGUAUUUCCACACGAAGAAGAGCCUACGGGGCAACAUGUCCGAUUGGUUGUCGACGCUUGUAGCGUAUUUCAAAAGCUCGAGAGAAGCUCGGGCCUGGUUCGCCUGCGCUACUAACGCUCACAUCAUUCGCACAUAUCUCCUCGAGAGUCCCGUCGAAGAAGUGCGGCAUUCUUUCGCCUGCAUUCUAGCCACUCUUUGUGAACAUCUCCUCAACGAAUCACCAGCAUCACCAGUACAGCCCGAGCAGCAGAGCGAGUCGGCGGAUCUCAAGGCGCCUCCGAACCAGUUGGCCCAAAAAAUCCUAAGCGACGUCAUGCAGCUCCUGAACAAAGACGUGUGCGAAUACGGUCGUCACGUGAAUCAAUAUUUUCUGUUUUAUUCGCUCUACGCCGAUUCGGGCAACCGUGCAAAAGAGCAUCUUAUCAAAAACGACGUGCCGUUGGCCUUCAUUCGUCUAGCCUUGGAGGAGGGUACCAUAAAGUACCAGUACGCCGAACUGAGCAAACUGUACCAAACCCUGGCCACUCUCCUGCACUGCUUCGACGUCUCGGCGCUACAGCUCUCGUCGGUCAAGGAAGAGGCGCCUGCGCCGAACCCUUUCGCCAAGAUCACGUUGGCCAGCAUGCCGGACAGCGUUGUCGACUACCUGUUCCUGCAGAAUAACCUUGUGAAGAAAAUGCUCGAAGACGCGAACGGAAUGCUCGAGGUACUCGAUCUGUUGAAGUACCUCUGCUGGGAAAACUGCCCGAUGUCCCAGAUGCUCAUUACUGAACUGCUCUGGUUCACUGCAUACGUCUGUACAUACGAGGUUCGACCGUAUCUGGACAUCCUGCUGCAUAUCGUGUUGAUUGAAGAUUCGUGGCAGAGGCCGCGCAUCACUCGAGUCCUGCACGGUAUCCCAAACAGUCGGGAGGGUCUUUUCGAUAUAAUCGAACGCUCAAAGAACAACAACUAUCAAAAACGAUCGUAUCAGUGUAUCAAGUUCAUGGUCGAGCUCUUCUACCGUAUCCCUGAUGCCAUAUCGGUUACUCCUGAAACGCAGAGCAAGUUCCACGUUUCCGUCGAUUGGAUUCGGGCGGAACUCGACCGGAAGCAGCACAGCAUACAGCCUUGGUCUCAGGUAUCGAACGAGACUUCGAACGGUUACUACCUUGAACGCAGCGCGUCGGCCGUUGAUCUGUUGAAUAGAGCCGACCAUUUGUUAACGGAACUCCCCGCCGUCGAAAUUGGCAAGGAACCUCAAGAAACCAACAAUACGACGAUCGUCGUCGCCGAAAUCGAAGCCGGAUCCACGACUCAGAUCGACUCAUCAGAAUCCAGACCGGAAGCGACCGCGAAAGAUUGGUUGAAUGAGCUCGAAUGAGUGGUUCCCAUCAUCGUCGUUGUCAAGGCGGCUCGUUUUGGGUCGACAUCCUCAUCUUCACCCCCCAAAUCAGCUGACAGGCAUCAAACAGAAACGAAAACAGAUUGGUCAGCUGUUCGGUUAGUCGGUAUUCUCGUGUAAAGCAUUGUGUAUAGAAGCCCUAGUUUAUGUACAUCCUGCUCGCAGGUCAUGAUGAAUUUUAUUUAAUUCUUUAGCGUGCGCUACCAUAUGAUCACGAGUUCCUUGUCCUUCCCUCGCCUACUGGACAUGGGAGCCUCGAAACCCUGCUCUGGCUGCCCUUGCUGCCAGCUCUGCAUCUGUUAUCGGAAAGAGGGGGGUUGGAGCGCCGGAACUGCGUUGCCAACCCGCGUCCUAUUCACCGGCGGUCGUGGCGAUUUUCCCGGGUCUUCGUUCUCCAAUCGAAUUGGACUAUACGUGUACUAUAGAUCACGAUCUUAUUCAUCGAGCCGAAUUCAGCGAAACUCUGCUAUUUCACGAUGUUGGAUCCAUUUUACGGGUAAACGAAACAAAUCAGCCGUGCACAACUGCAGUACUCCGAGCGUCCUCGUACGAGAGAUCGUGGCGGGACUGGCGAGGUGCUGCGGAAAAAAGGCGAUAAUGGUGAACUCAUCUGAAUGCAUCCAGCAAUCUCUAAUUUGCUAAGAUUUUUGAGGCCGAGAUGAAAACGUAGGAGCGGAUACAGACCACUGGCGGCAUGGGUGGCAAUCUCGACAACGACGAUGGUUCGAUCUUGGUAUUGACGACGAGGGGCGAUUAUUCUAGAAAUUCUCAGGGGCCAGCAGAGCGGAUGAGGAAUUGCGGAGCGGAAAUUGAGUAGAUUGUGAGAGCGGAUCACGGGACGAAAAAUCACGACAGAAAGAUUGGUCUUCCGUCAUCGGUCGACCGAGUGAUUCCUCGAGAUAUAAUAAGAUAAUAAUAUUGAUAAUUAAUAUUUUCAUUUUGGACAUUGUCAUCUAUGAAUAAUACCGACUCCAGCAUCAACCAAACCGACGGAAACAACAGAAACAGCUAACAAUUCGCGGUGACAACUACGAAGACGACAACAACAACAAUCAACAAGUUUGAAUAAAGUAUCGAUCAAACGAGACGUUGAGAAAUGUAAUUCUCGCUGCUUGUUGAAAAACCGCGAAACAAUAUCUGAGAACAGUGCGAAGACCCCGAGAGUUAGAGUAAAUAAAUGAACUGAAAUGCUAUUAUU
Messenger RNA from Galendromus occidentalis (western predatory mite), 8647 nucleotides. Its product is annotated as probable ubiquitin carboxyl-terminal hydrolase FAF-X. The record is from RefSeq and is a predicted model, not a curated record. Gene Ontology annotation, cellular component: cytosol; nucleus. Gene Ontology annotation, molecular function: cysteine-type deubiquitinase activity. Lineage: Eukaryota; Metazoa; Arthropoda; Arachnida; Mesostigmata; Phytoseiidae. Bases 1 to 7428 code for a protein of 2475 amino acids. The transcript is spliced from 6 exons. Gene Ontology annotation, biological process: protein deubiquitination; cell migration.